AUGUCCAAGGGGCGAUCGCCGGUGUUCUUCUCGACCAGUUCAACCGACGACUUUGAGCUACCCAAGAUUGUGCCCAUGAACGAGACGGCGGGGGAGCAGUGGGAGUUCGAUGCAGUUUCCGACGAUGGCCUUUCUGGCGUCAUUCUAGGCUUCUACCGCGAUCCCAACUACUCGGUUUUGGGUUCGGGAAACCUGCGUAUGUACAUCGAAAUCGCUUUCCCCGAGCCAGGCCGCCCGCGCUUUGUGCAAAUUGAUUACCCAACCGAGUCGACAAUUGAGCGGUGCCCUGGUAUUGGCACCCGGGGAGAGUGGAAGGGUGAUGGCUACCGCUACGCAUGGCACGUGUCCGAGGCUAUGAACCGGGCCCAUGUGGUGUGGGACACACCGAAGACAAAAGGCAGUCUGAGCCUGACGCGGUCUCUGGUGCCACCACGCUACGCUGACGGCAGCACCUGGCCGCCGUCAAAUCAGUCUAGCACCGCUUCACCUCUGACGGUACCCCAUUUCUACUGGGUUGAGCCGGUGCCCGUGGCAGAGGCCCAGUUUGAUGCCCUGGUGGAGGCCGAAACAGUGACGUGGUCCGGCAUCGGGGGCCACGAGCGACUCUGGGGCGCCUUCAACUGGCUCACCUGCCUCGACGCCCUCACGCUUGUGAGACUCCGAGCUGGGCCCUACGCGCUCACCUUCCUCGAGCUCGAGUCUUGGCUGUACAAAGGCCUGCAAGUUCCUUCGGUGCUGCUGGCUGAGAAUGGCGCCAAGGUCUUUGCGAGCCGGUCCACCAAGGCCUCGGACACGGAGGACUUCUUCACCUGGCAGAAGGUGUAUGGCGGCGAGGGCAUCUCAGGGAGCCUGAGCGACAAGGCAACCGGCUUCGUGCUCGAUCUGGUCUCGCCCUCGCAGGGAAAGCAAUGGACCUUUCUCAUUACCCACAGGAACUUAGUUUUCGAGUACUUCUUGGGAGGAGGCGUCGGUGGUAGUGGGUUUACCGCCACCGUGGCAGGGGGUCAAGUCGGAACGCAGAGACAGUGGACGGGUGUAGCCUUGACCGAGGUGCUGAAGCUCCCGGAGAAGAGCCUGCUACUGAAGAGGAACUAUGUCGAGUGA
This is a messenger RNA of Phaeoacremonium minimum UCRPA7, 1104 nucleotides long. RefSeq lists its product as hypothetical. Lineage: Eukaryota; Fungi; Ascomycota; Sordariomycetes; Togniniales; Togniniaceae. The transcript has a single exon. The record is from RefSeq and is a predicted model, not a curated record. The coding region runs from base 1 to 1104 and encodes 367 amino acids.